This is a messenger RNA of Salvia miltiorrhiza (redroot sage), 1659 nucleotides long. RefSeq names its product receptor-like protein 9DC3. The transcript has a single exon. The coding region runs from base 496 to 1191 and encodes 231 amino acids. The record is from RefSeq and is a predicted model, not a curated record. NCBI's taxonomy places the organism in Eukaryota, Viridiplantae, Streptophyta, Magnoliopsida, Lamiales, Lamiaceae. Gene Ontology annotation, molecular function: protein binding.
UUCUAUCAAAAUACUUCACGUGCAUAAAAUGUAUUUCUUCAUUGCCAUGUUUUUUUUAUGUAUCCAGAUUGUCUCUAAAGCAAUAUAUAUCUACGUUGACUUCUCAAACUUCCAGGUCCAAUACCAUCCACCAUUGGAAAUCUAACAAAUCUGGUUACUUUAUCGCUCUCUUCCAACAAAUUAAAUGGUGAGCUUCCAUCCUCCAUCUGCAACUUGACAUCCCUUCAGCUUCUUCUACUCUCAAAUAACAGUUUGGAAGGGACAGUUCCACAAUGCUUUCGAAACUUGAGAAAAUCAUUGUCCAUAUUUCAUUUAAAUGCAAAUAACUUUAGUGGCCCCAUUCCAUCAAUAUUUAUCAAAGGGUGUAGUCUUCAGUCCAUCAAUUUGAGUGGUAAUAAAUUGCAAGGAAGAUUACCCAAAUCCUUAAUCAAUUGCAAAAGUCUGAAGGGUCUUGACGUUGGAAAUAAUAGAAUACAAGAUGAAUUUCCGUUUUGGAUGGAAGCUCUUCCUGAGCUUCGAGUGCUCGUCUUGAAGUCUAAUAAGUUUGAAGGUAACAUGUCGCUGCCUUCCCUAAGCAACCUUCCAUUUCCUAAGCUGCAAGUUUUAGAUAUAUCAGAGAACGAAUUUGUGGGCUCUCUACCUCAAAAAUAUUUCAAGAGUUUCAAAGCAAUGAUGGAUGUGAAGGAAAAUCAAACACCAAGUGAUGAUUACGCAUUUCAAGCUCGUUUUUUCGAGAUGAGAACUACCUUGAAAGGUUUGGAUCAGUUAUUGAAGAGAUUGUUGAAAACCUUUACAACCAUUGACUUAUCCUCCAACAAUUUCUCUGGUAGUAUUCCAGAUUCCAUAGGUAAUCUGAAUUCUUUGAGAUACUUGAAUUUGUCGCACAAUAAUCUCAUGGGACACAUACCUGCGUCUCUUGGAAAUAUAAGUGUGCUUGAAUCACUGGACUUGUCUUCGAACAAAUUGGAUGGAGGAAUUCCAAGUGAAUUGACAAGCUUGACAUUUCUUGAGAAAUUAAACCUUUCGAUGAAUGAUCUCGUGGGACAAAUACCACAAUCUAAUCAGUUUUCCACAUUUGAGAAUGAUUCAUACGUGGGAAACUUGAGAUUGUGUGGAGUUCCGUUGACGAGAAAAUGCAACGAGGAGAAUGCAUGGGCAGCAGAUGCAGCCAGAAGAAGAAGAAGAAGAUGAUGAGUAUGGAUUUAUAGAUGGAUUUGGUUGGAGAAGUGUGGUGAUGGGAUAUGGCAGUGGAUUCAUAGUUGGAAUUGGAAUUGGAAUUGGUUACAUUAUCAUUAGAAAAGCAAGGCCAAGAUGGUUAGUGGAAUUCUUUUUUGGUGUUGGAUAUAAUAAGAAGAAGAAGAAGAGACGCAACACAGCAACACCAACACAGAGGAGAAGUUGAUACAACAUGAAAAAUUUAAAAGCUUGUUCGAGUUAUUUUGAAUCUUUGUAUCACACUUUUUCUUCAGUUUGUUGUAAUUGUUUCUUUUCUUUCUUUCUUUUUCUUUUUUUGUAUUUAUUGCUACUUAUGUGGUCGUGCUUCAAUUGUUUCUUCUCUUUCUUUCUUUUUCUUUUUUUGUAUUUAUUGCUACUUAUGUGGUCGUGCUUGAUUAUUGACACAUGAUAUAUAAUUAUAUAGGAGUAUUUUUUAUUAUUAAA